AUGAGAGCGAUCGUGUCUGAGUUACGCGACGUCGUAACCGGCUGGCCGCACUUGCUGUCUUCGAUCCGUACGGAAAUUCGACGGGAUCGGGAGCGCACAUUGGACAAUCACAAAGACAACAUGAACCAUCUACUGCACCUGCACGGUAAGAAACAGAACUCGAAGUACAAGCUAACCCGUCCUGCGCUCUUCACGCCAAAUCUGAGGUUCCUGCAGGGCUCUCCAUCUUCCCGAUCACGGUCCCCGACCAACAGAGCCGGUAGAAGUCUUUCGCCCUCACCUGUUUCCUCCUCCGGUGGCGGGCCACGACAUCGUGGGUUGAAACAACCCGUAGUUCUGCAAUCGCCUGUCGUUUCGGCGAGAUCUACGGGAGAUGACGUUAGAGGACAGCAAGCCAUUCCGACAGCGCCACAAAUCGACGAAGAGCUUG
Messenger RNA from Amoebophrya sp. A120, 430 nucleotides. The record is from the annotation of a GenBank genome assembly. NCBI's taxonomy places the organism in Eukaryota, Dinophyceae, Syndiniales, Amoebophryaceae.